AUCUUUUGUUACCAUAGUAACCAGGCCUGGCAACGCGGGGACGCCUCCGCUGCUCUUCGCGAGAGAAGUCAAAUAGCCGGCGCCUCCUUUUCUAUUUCUCCGAUCUCAAUCUGGCAGCCCUUCACUGUCCAGUGUGAUGGUGAACAGCCCUCUGCCUGGGUGAGCUCCUGGCACUGCUGCCAUCAUGCCUCUGGAUGGAGAUGGAGAUGGAGAUAAGAGGAAGAUCUUUAUUUCGGCCACGGCUGCAAAUUACUUCGGACUGUCAAGCUAUGCAAGCCUUGUCCCACUCUCUGCAAGCUCGGAACUGUCCAACUUUUUGGAUGAUGGCAAUGAGUUUCUCCUGUGUGUGCAGCACUCAGAAGAUCAGCUUAUUGUUUCCAAUAAGGUUGAACCUGGUAAUUCAGAAAACAAAAUGUUGGUAUUCUUCAAGCUGAGGCCAGAUAUCAUCACAGAAGAAAACCUUCACACUAAUAUUCUUGUAUCAUCUAUGUUAGAUUCUCCUGUUAAUAUGCUUUAUCAAGCAGUACGACAGGUAUUUGCACCAGUAUUGUUGAAGGAUGAGAAAUGGAGUAAAGAUUUUGAUCCCAAACUCCAAAAUCUGUUGCGUGAAUUAGAGGCUGGCUUGGGUUCUGUUCUGAGAAGAACAGAUGCUGCUCAAAUGGGAGCUAAAUACCGGGAAGAUGAUGUCCAAGCAAUACUUUCUCCAAAUGAUGAGUUUCAGUUUUGGACAGAACGUGCUCAACGUGGAAGCAAGUCAAGUAGCAAGGAGAGAGCCAUUCAUUUUAAAGAUCUCUUUGAAGCCAUUUCAUAUGAUUAUUACAAUUUGGACAGCCUAUCUUUAUUUGAAGUUGUGGAUUUAGUGGAUACCACACGAGAUACUGUGGAUGACGUAUGGAGACAAACGGAUUAUGAACCCUUUCCACAGCCACGCAUGCAAAACCUUUUGGAAAUCAUAGCGGGCUCUCUGGGAAGAUUUGUUCAGAAGAAGUUGGGAACUUUAAAUCUCUGGGAGGAUUCCUUUCAUAUUGUGAAAGAAAAUCUGAAGGCUGGCAUUUCGAUUUGUGAGCAAUGGGUAGCAGCUUGUGAUCAUCUUACAGGGCAAUUGUGGCAGCGUUAUACUCCACAUUUGUGGCAAGAUGAGAAAUAUGUUCCUGAAACACUAGGCAAACUUGGCAGACGCCUUGAAGAGGUGCUAUCUAUUAGGACACUUCAUGAGAAACUCACAUAUUUUUUGCCAACUGGUGAACAGCAAGCAUUACACCUUGCUCAGGUGUUUGAACCCUUUGCCGGUUUGAAUCCUGUGCACUAUAAUCCCUACACAGAGCCUUUGUGGAAAGCAGCAGUAUGUCAGUAUGAAAGAAUUAUCGCUCCAGCAGAACAGAAAAUAGCAAGCAAACUGAAAACAUUUAUUUCAGAAAUUCAAGACAGCCCACAACAGCUUCUUCAAGCGUUUCAGAAAUACAAGGAGCUAGUAAGACGGCCAAGCAUUAGCAAAGAAUUGCUUUUAGAAAGAGAAACUUUGCUGGUGAAACUUCAAGACUCUGUCAGAGAUUACCAGACAGAUUUUGAGACACGAUGCCAUGGUAUUCCUGGUGAUGCAUCAGGGCCACUUUCUGGAAAAAAUCUUUCUGAAGUUGUGAAUAAUAUUGUUUGGGUUCGUCAGCUACAGCUGAAGGUGGAUGAUGCCAUUAAGAUUGCAGAGGCACUUCUUUCAGACCUAUCUGGAUUUCGAAACUUCCGGCGUACUGCAGAUGAACUUCUAGAACAGUUUAAAAUAUAUGAACAAGAGCAAUUUGAUUACUGGUCCAGGGACAUUCAGUCAGGCUUAUCAAACCCAAAGUCUGGUCUUUGCAUACAGGCUAGCAGCCCUGUUAUGGAGCUGGAUCAUUCUGAUGGAGCACUAAAAAUACAUUAUUCAGAUCGUUUGGUGACUCUCCUAAGAGAAGUUCGUCAGCUCUCUGCACUUGGGUUUGUUAUUCCUGCCAAAAUACAGUAUGCUUCAAACACAGCACAAAAAUUCUGCAAGCAAGCUGUUAUUCUUAAGCAGGUGGCACACUUUUACAACUCUAUUGAUCAGCAAAUGAUUCCAAGUCAGAAGCCAAUGAUGCUACAGUCUGCUUUAGCAUUUGAACAGAUCAUUAAACAUUCAAAGGCUGAUGGACAGAUAACAUGGGAUAAUCCUAAAGAGCUGGAAGCAUAUAUCAAAAAGCUCCAAAGUGCGGCAGAACGGCUUGCCACAGAAAACAGAAAGUUGAGGAAAUGGCAUACCAGUUUCACAGAGAAGGUAGUUGGCCUAAUGAACAUUGAUCUGCUUCGGCAACAGCAGCGCUGGAAAGAUGGGUUGCAGGAACUGAGAGCUGUUUUUUCCAGUCUUGAGUUACAGGGUUUUCUUUCACAUGAUAUGAAAGCAUGGAGACAACACUGGAAUCAUCAACUUUACAAAGCUCUGGAACAUCAGUAUCAAAUGGGUUUGGAGGCACUCAAUGAAAAUCUGCUAGAAAUCAACAUUGAUUUAACUUACAAGCAAGGGAGAUUACAGUUUAAACCUCCUUUUGAAGAAGUACGAGCAAAAUACUAUAGAGAAAUGAAGCGGUUCAUCUCUAUUCCCAAUCAGUUUAAGGGUGUGAGUGAGUCAGAUGAGGAGUGCAUUUUUUCUGUCAUGACUGAAAGAAAUGCAAGUGGAUUUCUGACCACUUUCAGUAAAGCAGAAGACUUGUUCCAAAGAUUGGCAGACGUUUUGGACCAAUUUAAGGAGUGGACUAUAAUUGGACAAGUUGAUAUGGAAGCCCUGGUGGAGAAUCAUCUUUUCCAUGAACAGGACUGGGAAAAAAACUUCAAAGCACUGAAAGUGAGAGGGAAAGAAGUGGAGCGCCUUCCAAGCACCGUGAAAGUAGAUUGCAUAAUAGUGAAUUGCAACCCUGUGAAGUCAUUGAUUGAUGACCUUAUCCAGAAGUUAUAUGAUGUUCUUGUGAUGUCUUUGAGAAAGUCUGUGCAAGCACAUCUACAUGAUAUUUCUUCAUUUCUCAAUGAUGCUAUGGAAAUCUUAGUAAUCAGGCCCCAAACUGUGGAUGAAAUAACAGAAGAUAAUUUAAAAUUCAAAAACCUAAAAGAAAGACAAGAGGAGGUUUUCCUCCUGUUUCAAGAGGCAGAAGGUAAAAACAAACUUCUGCGGACUGUAGCUGGUGGAGGCGUUGAAACAUUCAGUAAUCUGAGAGCUACAUGGGAUAAAUUUGAAUUAAUGAUGGAAAGUCAUCAACUUAUGAUUAAAGAACAGAUUGAAGUGAUGAAAAGUAAUGUGAUGUCACGUGUUAAUGUGUACCUUCAAGAACUGGAGAAAUUUAAAGCUCGGUGGGACCAGUUAAAACCCAGUGACCAUAUCAUCGAAACAGGCCAUCAUGAUUUGCUGCAGAAAAGUGCUGAGAUUAUAAAGGAAAAGAAGAUUGAGUUUGAUGACCUUGAGGACACAAAACAAAGACUAAUCAAUGACUUCUGUCACUUUGAAUUAGGAGAGCCUGAUUUCUCUUUAGCUGAUGAAGUACGCAGAGACAUCGCAUCCUGUGCAGAAGUUUGGGUACUAUAUGAACAGUUUUACGGAGGCUUUCAAGAAAAAGCCAAUGAAGACUGGAUUACGUUUAGGAGUAAGACCUACCUGUUUGAGGAAUUCUUGUUGAACUGGCAUGACAGACUGAGGAAGAUUGAGGAACACACUAUAAUGACCGUGAAGUUGCAAAAAGAAGUCGACAAAUACAAAAUGACACUUCCUGUCUUGAAAUAUGUUAGGGGAGAACACCUAUCUCCAGAUCAUUGGUUGGACCUCUUUCGCAUUCUUGGUCUUCCUAGAGGCACUAGUCUAGAGAGUCUGUUGUUUGGAGAUCUGUUAAAAGUGGCAGAUGUCAUUCUGGAAAAAGCAACAGAACUUAAGGAUCUGAAUAGUCGGGCUCAUGGCGAGGUCACAAUCAGAGAAGCUUUGCGUGAGCUUGAACUUUGGGGAGUUGGAGCCGUCUUUACGUUAACAGAUUAUGAGGACAGCCAGAACCGGAUGAUCAAAUUGAUUAAGGACUGGAAAGACAUAGUCAACCAGGUUGGCGAUAAUCGCUGCCUACUUCAGUCAUUGAAGGACUCUCCAUACUACAAAGGUUUUCAAGACAAGGUUUCUGUAUGGGAGAAGAAACUUGCUGAGCUGGAUGAGUACUUACAAAACCUAAACCAAAUACAGAGGAAGUGGGUCUAUCUGGAACCCAUUUUUGGUCGUGGAGCUUUACCCAGAGAGCAAGCCCGCUUCAAUAGAGUAGAUGAAGAUUUUCGAUCAAUACUGGCAGAUAUCAAGCAGGACAACCGAAUAACAUCCUUGAAUGCUCGAGCAGGUAUAAGAAAUGCCUUGAUCACUAUUCUUGACCAGCUGCAGAGAUGUCAGAAAUCCUUAAAUGAAUUCUUGGAGGAAAAACGCUCAGCAUUCCCUAGAUUCUAUUUCAUUGGGGAUGAUGAUCUUCUAGAAAUUUUGGGGCAGUCCACUAAUCCUUCUGUUAUUCAGUCUCAUCUUAAGAAACUUUUUGCUGGAAUUCACAGUGUGAACUUUGAUAAAGACUCUAAAAACAUACUUGGAAUGAAAUCUUUAGAAGGUGAAAUAGUACCGUUUAAAAAUAAAAUCCUCCUGUCAAAUGACGUUGAGGUUUGGCUAAAUAAACUGUCUUCGGAGAUGAAGGAGACAUUGAAACAAUUAUUGAUUGACUGUGUUACCACUGGGAAAAGAUUACAGGGUUCAAUAGAUCCUUCACUGUUUCCUUCUCAGAUUCUUUGUUUGGCCGAACAAAUUCAGUUCACAGAAGAUGUUGAAUAUGCAAUCAAGGAACAUAAUUUACAACAAAUAGAAUUAGAGCUAAUGGCUAAAUUGGAGCAUUAUACCAGCAUAGACACUAAUACUGAAGAUUCAGGCAAUGCAGAAUCUGGAAUCCUUGAACUGAAGCUUAAAGCCCUUAUUCUUGAUAUUAUUCAUAACAUUGAUAUUGUACGGCAGCUAAAUGAAGCCCAGGUCACUUCUGUUGAUGACUGGGCCUGGAAAAAGCAACUUAGAUUUUAUCUUAAGGACCAAAAAUGCUAUAUUCAAAUGGUGGAUGCAGAACUUCAGUACACUUAUGAAUAUCAGGGAAAUUCUCCAAAGCUUGUUUGUACUCCAUUGACUGAUAAGUGCUAUCUCACACUUACUCAAGCUAUGAAGAUGGGUCUUGGAGGAAAUCCUUAUGGGCCAGCUGGAACUGGCAAAACAGAAUCUGUAAAGGCUCUGGGAGGACUACUUGGAAGACAAGUUCUGGUUUUUAACUGUGAUGAGGGCAUUGAUGUGAAAUCAAUGGGUCGAAUAUUUGUUGGUUUGGUGAAGUGUGGUGCCUGGGGCUGUUUUGAUGAGUUCAAUCGGCUGGAGGAGGCUGUACUGUCUGCUGUAUCCAUGCAAAUACAGACAAUUCAACAUGCUUUGAAGAAACACCAGCCUGUAUGUGAGCUACUUGGAAAAGAGGUUGAAAUGGAUCACAAUUCUGGAAUUUUUAUCACUAUGAAUCCUGCAGGGAAGGGCUAUGGAGGCAGGCAAAAAUUGCCCGAUAAUCUCAAACAGCUCUUUAGGCCAGUCGCUAUGACUCGUCCUGAUAAUGAGCUCAUUGCAGAAGUGAUUUUAUAUUCAGAAGGUUUUAAAGAUGCUAAAACUUUGGGAAGAAAAUUAGUGGCUAUUUUUAAUUUAGCAAGGGAGCUCUUGACACCUCAGCAGCACUAUGAUUGGGGCUUGCGAGCACUGAAGACUGUUCUGAGGGGAUGUGGGAAUCUUCUUCGACAGCAGAAAAAAACUGGUAUAAAAGAGAAAGUUAAUGAAAGCCAUAUUGUGGUCCAAGCAUUGCGACUUAAUACAAUGUCAAAGCUUACAUUUGCAGACUGUGCACGGUUUGAUGCUUUGGUUAAAGAUGUUUUCCCUGGUAUUGACUUUAGGGAUGUAGAUUAUGCUGAAUUAAGCAGUGCUUUACUAGAAGUCUUUGAGGAGGCUAAUUUGGAAAUCAUAUGUAGCCAGAUCAAGAAAGCUUUGGAAUUGUAUGAGCAACUACGUCAGAGAAUGGGGGUAGUUAUCGUAGGCCCAAGUGGUGCAGGUAAAUCAACCCUUUGGCGGAUGCUAAGGGCUGCACUUGGAAAAAUUGGCAAAGUAGUGAAGCCAUAUAUGAUGAAUCCCAAAGCCAUGCCUCGGCAUCAGUUGCUGGGCCAUAUUGACAUGGACACAAGGGAGUGGUCUGAUGGUGUGCUUACCAACAGUGCUCGGCAAGUGGUGCGUGAACCACCAGAUGUUACUUCAUGGAUAAUCUGUGACGGUGACAUCGACCCUGAGUGGAUUGAAUCUUUGAAUUCUGUACUUGAUGAUAACCGUCUGCUCACUAUGCCCAGUGGAGAAAGAAUUCAAUUUGGCCCAAAUGUGAACUUUGUCUUUGAAACCCAUGACUUGAGUUGUGCCUCGCCUGCCACAAUAUCCCGAAUGGGAAUGAUCUUCCUAAGUGAUGAAGAUACUGAUCUUACAGCAUUGAUAAAAUCUUGGCUAAGAAACCAACCUGAAGAAUGCAGGCAGAAUCUUGAAAACUGGAUUGGAGACUAUUUUGAGAAGGCUUUAAAUUGGGUCCUAAAGCAGAAUGACUAUGUGGUAGAGACAAGUUUGGUUGGAACGGUGAUGAAUGGGCUGUCUCAUCUCCAUGGCUGCACGGAGCGUGGGCAAUUUAUCAUUAGCCUGAUAAGGGGACUUGGUGGAAAUCUUAACAUGAAAUCUCGACAGGAAUUUACAAAAGAGGUUUUUACUUGGGCCCGAGAGUCUCCACCAAAUCCCAGCAAACCAUUGGACACCUAUUAUGAUUCAGAUACUGAUUGCCUAGUAUCAUACCAACUGAAAAAGCCUGAAAACUUGACUGCUGAUGACUUUAGCAAUCUUCAGACUCUUCCUGUCAUUCAAACACCUGAUAUGCAAAGAGGUUUAGAUUACUUUAGACCCUGGCUAGGCUUUGAUACUAAGCAGCCAUUUCUUCUUGUUGGGCCUGAAGGAUGUGGCAAAGGGAUGCUGCUGCGUUAUGCCUUUUCCCAGCUCCGGUCUACUCAAAUUGCUACAAUUCACUGCAGUGCACAGACCAUCUCUCGACACCUUCUUCAAAAAUUAAGCCAGACGUGCUUGGUGAUCAGCACCAAUACUGGGCGGGUAUAUAGGCCAAAAGAUUGUGAAAGGCUGGUUUUGUACCUGAAAGAUAUCAACUUACCCAAACCUGACAAAUGGGGAACUAGCACGCUUGUGGCUUUCUUGCAGCAGGUCUUGACAUAUCAGGGAUUUUAUGAUGAAAAUCUUGAAUGGGUUGGGUUGGAGAACAUCCAAAUAGUGGCUUCCAUGUCUGCUGGGGGAACGCUGGGAAGGCAUAAACUCACAUCCCGAUUUACUUCUAUUGUCCGUCUUUGUGCAAUUGAUUAUCCAGAGAGAGAUCAACUGCAAACAAUUUAUAGUGCAUACUUAGAACCUGUCCUACACAAGAACUUAAAGAAUCAUCCUUCUUGGGGAUCCUUAGCAAAAAUACAUCAGUUGGCAGGAUCUAUGGUUCAAGUUUAUGAACAGGUUCGAGCCAAAUUCACAGUAGAUGACCAUAGCCACUACCUCUUUACACCAUGCAUUCUUACUCAGUGGGUUCUGGGCUUGUUCAGAUAUGAUUUAGGAGGAGGAUCAUCAACACACACAUUAGAUACCGUCUUGGAAAUUGUUGCUUAUGAAGCACGCCGUCUUUUCCGUGACAAAAUUGUUGGAGCCAAGGAAAUUCAUGCAUUUGAUAAUAUUUUAAUGAAAGUAUUUCAAGGAGAUUGGGGUUCUGAUGUUUUGGACAACAUGGCAGAUAGCUACUAUGUAACGUGGGGAGCUCGUCAUGAACUAGGAACAGUUAUGACUCCAGGACAGACAUUGCCACCCCAUGGAAGGCCACUUGGCAAGCUUAACUCCACAGACCUAAAAGACGUUAUCAAAAAAGGCAUUAUUCACUAUGGGAGAGAUAACCAGGAGAUAGAAAUUUUGCUCUUCCCAGAAGUCCUUGAUUAUGUGUCUAGAAUUGAUAGAGUGCUGAGUUUUCCUGGAGGGUCGCUUCUGUUAGCAGGCCAUAGCGGAGUGGGCCGUCGAACUGUUACUUCUUUAGUUAGUCACAUGCAUGGAGCUGUUCUGAUUACACCUAAAAUUUCCCGAGGCUAUGAAAUGAAACAAUUCAAAAAUGAUCUGAAACAUGUGAUGCAGCUUGCAGGAAUUGAAGCACAGCAUGUUGUAUUGUUGCUUGAAGACUAUCAGUUUGUCCAUUCCACAUUUCUUGAGAUGAUCAACAGCUUACUGUCCUCAGGUGAGGUUCCUGGAUUGUACACAACAGAAGAAUUAGAGCCACUCCUGUCUCCUCUGAAAGAUCAAGCUUCACAGGAUGGAUUUACAGGACCAGUUUUCAACUAUUUUACUUAUAGAAUUCAGCAGAAUCUUCAUGUUGUGUUGAUUAUGGAUCCUACUAACCUGAGUUUCACAAUCAACUGUGAAAGUAACCCCGCACUUCAUAAGAAAUGUCAAGUGCUCUGGAUGGAAAGUUGGUCUGAAAAUAGUAUGAAAAAAGUACCUGAAAUGUUAUUUUCUGAAUCAGAUGAAAAAGCAAAGGGAGCUAAAGUGCCGAAGGAACGCAAGAAGAAGAAUUCUGGUGAUUCAGAUUUCCUGAAAUCAUUUUUGGUUAUCCAUGAAUCAUGUAAAACUUAUGGAGCCACACCCAGAAGAUACAUGACUUUCCUGCAUAUGUAUUGUGCCAUUCAUAGCUGCAAAAGAACAGAGCUGAUAAAAAGGCAAAGCCAUUUGCAGGCUGGAGUAGCUAAACUGAAUGAAGCAAAAGCUCUUGUCGAUGAACUGAACAGGAAAGCUGAAGAACAAAGUAUAUUGUUUAAAAUGAAGCAAGAUGAGGCUGAUGCUGCACUUCAGGAAAUUACUGUUUCUAUGCAGGAUGCAAGUGAGCAAAAAGUGGAAAUGGAAAAAAUAAAGCAGAAGAUAGCAGCAGAAGUUGUAAAAAUUGAAGAAAGAAAAACAAUAAUUGAAGAUGAAUUAAAGGAGGUCCAGCCACUGGUUAACGAAGCUAAAUUAGCAGUUGGAAAUAUCAAGCCAGAAUCUCUGUCAGAAAUCCGUUCUCUGCGUAUGCCACCUGACAUAAUUAGAGACAUACUAGAGGGUGUCUUACGACUGAUGGGUAUUUUUGACACAUCAUGGGUGAGCAUGAAGAGUUUCCUUGCCAAAAGAGGAGUGAGAGAAGACAUUGCAACCUUUGAUGCUCGUAACAUUCCAAAGGAAAUUCGUGAGAGUGUAGAAGAGCUUCUAGUUAAAAAUAAGGGAUCUUUUGAUCCAAAGAAUGCUAAAAGAGCCAGUACAGCAGCUGCACCCUUAGCAGCAUGGGUUAGAGCCAAUGUUCAGUAUUCCUAUGUCCUGGAACGAAUUCAGCCCCUGGAAACUGAGCAGGCAGGCCUAGAAGCUAACCUCAGGAAAACAGAAGAGAGAAAACAGAAGCUGGUAGACUUGCUUAAUUCUGUUGGUCAGAAAGUGUCAGAAUUAAGAGAUAAAUUCCAGGCCAGAACAACUGAAGCAACUAAGCUUGAAGCAGAAGUUGCUAAAGCACAAGAAACAGUGAAAGCUGCAGAGGUAUUGAUUAUGCAGCUUGAUCGGGAGCAUAAGAGAUGGAAUUCACAGGUUUCAGAGAUAGCAGAUGAAUUAAGUACGCUGCCACGGAGAGCCCAACUGGCUGCUGCUUUUAUUACUUACCUUUCUGCUACACCAGAAGAUCAAAGGAAAACAAGCCUAGAUGCUUGGACAAAAGCAGCUGGUCUUGAAAAAUUUGAUCUUAGGCGGUUCCUGUGCACAGAGAGUGAGCAGUUGAUUUGGAAAAGUGAAGGUCUACCCUCGGAUGAUUUGUCAAUAGAAAAUGCCCUUGUGAUAUUGCAGAGUAAAGUUUGCCCAUUUUUGAUAGAUCCUUCUUCUAGAGCUACAGAGUGGCUGAAAACACAUUUGAAGGAAUCACGCUUGGAAAUUAUUAACCAACAGGAUGCCAACUUCAUUAAUGCUCUCGAAUUGGCUGUGCGGUUUGGAAAAACGCUCAUUAUACAGGAAAUGGAUGGAGUAGAACCUGUGCUUUAUCCUCUUCUAAGAAAGGACCUCAUUGCCCAAGGACCACGAUAUGCUAUACAAAUAGGUGAUAAAAUAAUUGACUAUAAUGAGGAAUUCCGCCUGUUUCUGUCAACACGAAAUCCAAAUCCUUAUAUCCCACCUGAUGCAGCUUCCAUUGUUACAGAAGUUAACUUCACAAUAACACGAAGUGGCUUACGUGGGCAGCUUUUAGCACUCACUAUCCAGCAUGAAAAACCAGAUUUGGAAGAGCAGAAGACUAAACUAUUACAACAGGAAGAAGAUAAGAAGAUCCAGUUAGCAAAACUUGAAGAAUCACUUUUGGAGACCCUUGCAACCUCUCAGGGAAAUAUACUAGAAAAUAAGGAUCUGAUUGAAUCACUGAAUCAGACUAAAGCAAGUAGUGCUCUCAUCCAAGAAUCACUUGUUGAGUUUCACAGACUUCAGAUUUCUCUUGAUCAGGAAAGGGAUGCCUAUCUCCCUCUGGCUGAAAGUGCCAGCAAGAUGUACUUUAUUAUCUCUGACUUGUCCAAAAUUAAUAACAUGUACCGCUUUAGUUUGGCUUCUUUCCUAAGACUUUUUCAAAGGGCUCUACAAAGUGAACUGGACUUGGGAAAUACGGAGGAGAGAAUCAAGUCUCUUAUCAGCUCAUUAAAACAUAUGGUGUAUGAAUAUGUCUGUCGCUGCUUGUUUAAGGCUGAUCAACUAAUGUUUGCACUACAUUUUGUGAAAGGGAUGCAUCCUGAACUUUUUCAAGACAAUGAAUGGGACACAUUUACUGGUGUGAUCAUUGGAGACAUGUUAAGAAAAUCGGAUUCUCAAAAAAGUAUUCGAGACCAGAUUCCCUCCUGGAUUGAACAAGAAAGAAUCUGGGCAGUAGCAUCUCUUAAGAUCUCUCUCCCGACUUUGUAUCAAACACUUUGCUUUCAAGACGCACCACUAUGGCAGUCUUUCUCCCGGAGCUCAACGUGUGAACAAGAUUUUCCAUCCAUUAUUGCAAACAGACUUUCUCUCUUUCAACAGGUCCUUGUUGUCCAAGCUGUAAGACCAGACAGACUACAGAGCGCAAUGGCCCUUUUUGCAUGCAAAGCUCUAGGAACAAAAGAGUUGUCGCCACCACCGCUGAAUCUGAAACGUUUGUACAAAGAAACACUGGAAAUUGAACCUAUCUUGAUCAUUAUAUCUCCUGGCGCUGAUCCUUCACAAGAACUGCAAGAACUUGCAAGCGUUGAAAGAAAUGGAGAUUGCUAUCAUCAGGUUGCUAUGGGUCAGGGCCAAGCUGAUCUGGCUAUUCAAACUGUGAAAGAAUGUGCCCGAAAUGGAGAGUGGCUUUGCUUGAAGAAUCUGCAUCUUGUCGUUUCAUGGCUUCCCAUAUUAGAAAAGGAACUGAACAACCUUCAGCCUCAACCUGGUUUUCGUCUUUGGCUGACUGCUGAAGUCCAUCCCAAAUUUUCUCCCAUUUUGCUCCAAUCAAGUCUGAAGAUAACAUAUGAGGCACCUCCAGGCCUGAAAAAGAAUUUAAUGCGUACAUAUGAAUCUUGGACUCCAGAACAAAUUAGCAAAAAGGGCAAUAUGUCUCGAGCCCAUGCGCUCUUUAGCCUGGCUUGGUUUCAUGCUGCAUGUCAAGAAAGAAGGAAUUAUAUCCCUCAAGGAUGGACCAAAUUUUAUGAAUUUUCUUUAUCUGAUCUUCGUGCGGGGUAUGACAUUAUUGACAGACUCUUUGAUGGCCCCAAAGGUUUUCAGUGGGAAUUUGUGCAUGGUUUAUUGGAAAAUGCUAUUUAUGGAGGUCGUAUAGAUAAUUACUUUGAUAUGAGGGUCCUUCGCUCCUACCUGGAACAGUUUUUUAAUUCCAGAGUUAUUGCUGACUCAAAUUUCCGGGGCAAGAAGAUGAGCAGAUUUCCAUAUUCCAUCUCUUUACCUAACUCCUACAAUAUAUUGGAUUACCGUCAUGUUAUUGAAAGCCUCCCAGAAGAUGAUAAACCUGAUUUCUUUGGCCUACCUGCCAACAUUGCACGUUCAUCUCAACGCAUGAUCAGUUCCCUGGUAAUUUCACAGCUGCGGAUCUUGAGUAGAUCUGUUACCGCUGGCUGCAAAUUUGACAGAGAGAUCUGGUCUAACGAGCUUUCUCCAGUCCUCAACCUUUGGAAGAAGCUUAAUCAGAAUUCCAAUCUGAUUCAUCAGAAGGUGUCACCUCCUUCUGAGCGGCAAGGAUCUCCAAUCCUUUCUUUCAUUAUUCUUGAGCAGUUCAAUGCCAUUCGCUUAGUCCAGAGUGUUCAUCAGUCUCUUGCUGCUCUCAGUAAAGUCAUCAGAGGUACCUCGCUGUUGAGUUCAGAAGUACAAAAACUAGCAAGUGCUUUAUUAAACCAGAAGUGCCCCUUAAUAUGGCAAAGCAAGUGGGAAGGUCCAGAAGAUCCUUUACAAUAUCUCAGAGCCGUUGUAGCACGGGCGCUUGCUAUUCAGAACUGGGUAAGUAAAGCAGAAAAGCAGACUUUGCUCUCAGACACCCUCGACCUCUCAGAACUCUUCCAUCCAGACACAUUUCUGAAUGCCCUACGACAGGAGACUGCAAGGGUGAUGGGCUGUUCAGUGGAUAGCCUCAAAUUUACAGCGUCAUGGAAGGGUCCGAUACAAGGAGCAAAGCUCCAAGUUCAGAUCAGUGGCCUCCAGCUGGAAGGCUGCAGUUUUGAUGGAAAUCGACUUUCAGAAAACCAGCAUGACUCUCCCAGCGUGUCAUCGGUGCUCCCUUGCUACAUGACCUGGAUUCCACAGGAUGCGUAUGGACCCUAUUCCCCUGAGGACUGCAUCUCUUUGCCAGUUUACACCAGUGCUGAGAGGGACUGUGUAGUAACAAACAUUGAUGUUCCAUGUGGAGGCUACCAAGACCAGUGGAUUCAGUGUGGAGCUGCUUUAUUUUUGAAAAAUCAGUAAGAGGGAAACAGACUGUGAAUGUUCUCGUUAGAAGCCACCUUUAAAAGAUCUAAGAAGAGUUAUCUGUAUUUGCAGUGAUAAUUUAAAAGUAAAAAGUGAGAAAUACAAAGAUGCUGAUUAUACAUGCUCUUUUAUAAAUAAAUAGCUCUAUUUGAGAAGCGAACACUUUUGCACUUUUUUAGGUUGAGAGCAAAACUAAAGGUUUGAUUGCUUUAAAAAAAUUUUAAUUGUUACAUUUAACACUCACUGAGCAGGAUCCACUGGGAAGUUCUCCAGCACUAGCCUGCUUGAAAUGAAUAAAAUCUGUACGAGAGCACACUAAUGUGACUGCCUAGUUCCCAUUCAUUUCAACAAGACUUGCAAAGGAGAAUGUCCUGGUAGAUUGUUCCCAUAUGUGUAUGCCACUAAAUUCUGGUACUCUGCCAUCAGUGGAGAUUGCAAUAUUUUGCAUUCUGCAUUAAAAUGAGAGUUACCACUGAUGCCUGAUGGAUUUGACUUUUCCAGUGAACAAUUAACCCUUGGUUGAUGGAGUUUUGUGAACACAGUCUAUACAAGUGUACCAUAUCUCAAGUUUGUAAUACUCUUUCUUUAACAGAUAUAUGUUAUUGUAAUCAGUUCUCUUGGAUGUUUUAGACUUGUUUCUUUGUUUUCUUUAUUUGUGCAUCUUAGAUCUCAUUUUUAUUCUGCAGAGAACUCUCUUUUUUAAGAGCACAAUUGUUUUUAGAAGUGUAAGCGACAAGUUGCUGCUUUUAAGCAUCCUUAAAUUUUCCAUAGGUACCAAUUGGAGAAAAGGCUGUUUAUAAUGAACUAUAUUUAUUGUAAAGUUCUCAUUAAAUGGGUUUUUAGCUUU
Hemicordylus capensis (graceful crag lizard) is the source of this 13949-nucleotide messenger RNA. It is a transcript of the gene DYNC2H1, whose product is annotated as dynein cytoplasmic 2 heavy chain 1. The record is from RefSeq and is a predicted model, not a curated record. Gene Ontology annotation, cellular component: dynein complex. The transcript is spliced from 90 exons. Gene Ontology annotation, molecular function: dynein light intermediate chain binding; ATP binding; minus-end-directed microtubule motor activity. Gene Ontology annotation, biological process: microtubule-based movement. The coding region runs from base 185 to 13099 and encodes 4304 amino acids. Lineage: Eukaryota; Metazoa; Chordata; Lepidosauria; Squamata; Cordylidae.